Molecule: messenger RNA, 2431 nt
Organism: Macaca mulatta (Rhesus monkey)
Lineage: Eukaryota; Metazoa; Chordata; Mammalia; Primates; Cercopithecidae
Source: RefSeq, a predicted model, not a curated record
AAAAAAGAAAGAAAAGAAAAGAAAAGGAAGGGUUUUAUCGCUUGUGUGUGUGUGGGUAUGAGGAGGCCCCUCUCACUCCAUUCCUUCUCCAGGACAUCCCUCCACUCUUGGAAGACACGGAGAAGGGCUAGUUCCAGCUGGAGCUUGGAUGGGCAAUUGAGGGAGAAGGAAGGAGAAGGGGGAAGGAGAACAGGGUUUGGGGGAAAGGACCCUGGGGAGGGAAGCGGCGGGGAAUACAGCAUCGGGCCUGCAGGCGAGGCUACCUACCCACUUGGAAACCGACGCCAAAGCAGCAGAGCCACUCUGAGGCCUCCCCUCCCCAGCGGUGCCCACUCAGCUCCAGUCUCUCUCCUUUUCUCUCCCACACUCUAUCACCCCUGGCUUCCUCUCUACUUAUUUCUCAUUCUUCCUUGACUUCCUGGUUCCCUUUCUCAUUUGUCUAUUUCUCACUUUCUGCCUCAUUUUGUUCUCUUUCUCUGGCCCAUGUCUGUUUCUCUAUGUUUCUGUCUUUCUCAUCCUGUAUGUUUUUGGCUCACCUAGUUUCUCACUGUUCUCCCCUCUGCCCUUUCAUUCUCUCUGUCCUUGUACAUUCCGUCUCUUUCCCUUGGUUUCUCUGUUUCUGUAUCUGCCUUUCACCCUGUCAUACUGCUGUUUCCCAACUCAUUGUCUGUAUUUUUGGCCCUCACUGUGUCUUCCCCAACCCCGUGUUUUUCUCGCAGUUUCUUUCUCUCUUUUGGAGCCUCCCCCUUGCUCCUCUGUCCCGUCUCUCUUGCCCCAUCAUCCUCGCUCCUCAUUCCUGCAUUUGCUUCCUCCCCAGCAACAGCGUGAUCUUGCUGGGUCGGCACAACCCGUAUUAUCCUGAAGACACGGGCCAGGUGUUUCAGGUCAGCCACAGCUUCCCACACCCGCUCUACAACAUGAGCCUCCUGAAGAAUCGAUACCUCGGGCCAGGUGAUGACUCCAGCCACGACCUCAUGCUGCUCCGCCUGUCAGAGCCUGCCGAGAUCACAGAUGCUGUGCAGGUCCUGGACCUGCCCACCUGGGAGCCAGAGCUGGGGACCACGUGCUACGCCUCAGGCUGGGGCAGCAUCGAACCGGAGGAACACUUGACUCCAAAGAAACUUCAGUGUGUGGACCUCCAUAUUAUUUCCAAUGAUGUGUGUGCGCAAGUUCACUCUCAGAAGGUGACCAAGUUCAUGCUGUGUGCUGGAAGCUGGAUGGGCGGCAAAAGCACCUGCUCGGCAAUAGGUGAUUCUUACGGCACAGUCCAUGUGUCCCUGCAUUCAGCACACGGUUACUAGGCACCUGCUAUGCGCCCAGCACUGCCCUAGACCCUGGGAAGCAGCAGUGAGCAGCCCUUCCCUUCUGCAGCCCCUGUGCCAGUCAGGGGCACAGGCAGGAACAGGGACCACAACGCAGAAAUGCUGGAGGAUGUCAGGAGGUGAAAGGGUUCUGGGGCAGGGAGAAGGGGUAGGGAGUACGACUGGGAGGGGACGUCCUGCAGAAGAUGGGAGUGAGCAAACACCUGCCGCAGGGGAUGGGGGAGCCAUGCAGCACCUGGGGCAGCAGAGGGAGCAGCACCUGCUCAGGUCUGGGAGGAGGGCCCUGGUGGGCGUGAGGAGCAGCGAGGGGGCUGCGUGGCUGGAGUGAGGGAUCAGGGACGGGGGCGAGAUGGCCUCGCACAGGGAAGAAAGGACCCCUCUUGCAGGGCCUCCCCUGGGCCGCAGAAGGACAUGCUUUUCCUCUGAGGAGUCAGGAGCUAGGGAUGGUGCUGGACAGAAGCGGGAAAGGGCCUGGCUCAGGUGUCCAGAGACUGCUGCUGGCCUCCCUAUGGGAUCAGACUGCAAGGAGGAAGGGUGGCAGGGCUGUGGGCGGAGUGAUGAUGGGGCUGACCUGAGGGUGGUUCCAGGCCUUGUCCCCACCUGGGCCCUCACGCAGCCCCCCUCACAGGCUCCUGGCCCUUAGUCUUUCCCCUCCGCUCCAUUUUCCACCUGGCCCCAGUGGGUCAUUCUGAUCACUGAACUGACCAUGCCAGCCCUGCUCACAGCCCUCCAUGGCUCCCCAGUGCCCUGGAGAGGAGGUGUCUAGUCAGAGAGUAGUCCUGGAGAGGUGGCCUCUGUGAUGAGCCACGGGGGCGGCAUCCUGCAGAUGCUCUUGGCUCUCGUCCCGCUGACCUGUCUGCAAGGACUGUCCUCCUGGACCCUCCCCCCUGCACAGGAGCUGGACCCUGAAGUUCCUUCCCCAUCGGCCAGGAUUGGAGCCCCUGUCCCCCCUAUUGGAAUCCCUGCCCACCUUCUGGGAGUCGGCUCUGGAGACCUUUCUCUCUUUUCCCAAAGCUGGGAGCUGCUAUCUGUUAUGUGCCUGUCCGGGUCUGAAAGACAGGAUUGCCCAGGCAGAAACUGGGGCUGACCUAUCUCACUCUCUCCCCACU